AUGUUAUCCACAAUAUUUUAUCUCUACGGCAGUGUUAUCACACUGGCCUACUUCUCAACAGUAUUUUUGAUUUUCUUUGGUCUGAGUUGGGGAAUACUACCACACUGGUAUCUUCACGUGGUGUCGUUGAUUCAGGGACACUUUCCGAGUGAGAGACAUAAAAUCAAAGUGAAAAGAGAUGAAAAUAGCAAUGAGCAGAAGGAAGACAAAAGUGCAGAUGAAAUCGCCGAGGAGCAGGUUAAAAAACUUAUUGAGUCCGAUUUGGCUCCAUGUUUCAACACUGCACACACAAUACGACCAACAUUAUUAGGAAUGAUGCCAGAGAAAAAUUGGACCGGUGCUCAAAAGAGCAUUUUCUUUGUUGGCCUUUUCUUCAGAGCAUUUUUCCUGAUGCCAGUGAGAAUUGGUCUACUGCUCACUUCAUUUAUUUUCGUGGCACUUGCCGGACUUCAGACUGCUUUCAGAACUCUCUCGGACCAUGAAAAAACCUGGGUCGCUAUUGUUUACUGUCGCCUGUUCUCCAGCAGCAUGGGACUUGUUGCCAACUACCGUUAUCCCCAAUUCAGGCCCAAGAAGCCAGGAGUAGCAGUUUCGAAUCAUUUAACCCCUAACGACAUUCAAAUCCUGUUUGCUGGAACCCCACACGGAAGCUCGUACGGAUAUGUGGUGACUGGUCAAAAGCACAAAGGAAUUAUUGGAGUCAUCGAGCACUUAGUCGAGAAGCUUUGUCCAUCUCUUUGGUUGGAGAGAAAGUGUAGUAAUGAUCGGCAAGGAUUCCUGGCAGAAGUUUUGAAAACUGCAAAGCGUGAGGGUCCGGUGCUUCUAUUCCCAGAAGGAUACUGCUCAAACAACAGCAAGGUGUUGCAGUUCAGAAAAGCGAUUUUCGAGGAGAAUGUGAAUAUCUAUCCGGUGGCCAUUAAACAAUCCCCAGAGUUUGGCGAUGGAUUUUGGUAUGAGGAUGAAUUCUUCCAGUAUUUGGUCAGGACCAUGCUCAAUUGGGCAGUGGUUUAUGAUAUACAGUAUCUUCCUAUGGAAACGAGAAAGGAGUCCGAGAACAACUCGAUGUUCGCUGCCCGAAUUCAACACGCCAUUGCCCGCGCCGCCGGAAUCUCUCCAUGUGAGCAUGGCGGAAAUUUGUGGUAUAAACAGGAAGAGAGGAAUAAGAUGAAGGAAGUCUUCAAGGCGCAGAAUGAAGCAGCUUCUUUGCGGAGAAAUGACAGCUCCGUAUCAGAAACGAGCAGUGGAAUUUCGAGUGGUGAUGAUUUUGAGAAAGUGGAGAAAGUGCAGGAGCAGUUUCAGAAGUUGAUUACUGUAAUGAGCUGA
Messenger RNA from Caenorhabditis briggsae, 1323 nucleotides. Bases 1 to 1323 code for a protein of 440 amino acids. The record is from RefSeq and is a predicted model, not a curated record. Gene Ontology annotation, biological process: triglyceride biosynthetic process. Gene Ontology annotation, cellular component: endoplasmic reticulum. NCBI's taxonomy places the organism in Eukaryota, Metazoa, Nematoda, Chromadorea, Rhabditida, Rhabditidae. The transcript is spliced from 10 exons. Gene Ontology annotation, molecular function: glycerol-3-phosphate O-acyltransferase activity.